CAGGGAGGGCAAGGGACACAGGAUGAACACAGGAAUAGACUCUACGGAGACACUGCUUCCUGCACCAUGUCGGGGGUGGCUGGGUCUCUGCUGCUUAACCAGCCAACCAGGGCUGAAUACUCUACCUGGCCUCUGGAGCCCAUGGUCUAGGCCAGGCCUGCCAUAGAUGGAAGGGCCAGAAUAGCCCCUGUGUCCUCUGCAGGGACAGAAGAGAAGGAAGGACUUCCUUGAGCUCAGGUGGGAAUAUGAGAGGUAAGCACAAAGCAGGCAUGUAAAGUGCUUGGGGAUACAAAGGACCAGAUGCCUCACAGGGCUGACCAGGCUUGCAGAGGUCUGUGCAUUCUCAGGCCCAGAGACAGUGACGCCAGGACCCUGAGAGAGCAUGGGGAGGGAGAGGGGGGCCUGGGAAGGGGCCAGUGAGAUCCAGUUUCCAGAAGGAGGGGUGGGUGCUGCCAACUGCCCCCCUUUCCUGCCUUGUCCCUCUCCUCCACUAUAAACACUCAGCUAGUGGCUAAGCAAGUAGCAUACUAGGGGAUUUCCAGAAUGUGUCACUUCCAAGGUCAGGCCUACUACAAAGGCCACAGGGGCAGGUCCCUGGGCAGGCAGACUGACCCAUGGGAAUCCAGACGGCGGGAAGGGAAGCCCUCCUUGCGGUAAACUGUGCUAGCAGCUGGGGUAUGUCAGGGGAGAUGGAAGAUACAGUAAGGGGCCAGGGAAGAAUCACAUACACACAGUCAAAGACACAUGGACACAGACAUCCCACCACACAGGUACAUACAGAAAAAGACACAAGUCAACCGUGCCACUCAGAAACUAGUUCAGAGUAAGGACAAACACGUCAAGGAAGACAAACUCACAUGGACCCAUGAACACCCUGCAUCAGACAUGCCCGAGCAGACACGGGCACAAACACACAUGCAGACACAAAGACAGGUUUGCACACAGAACCCAUCUCACAGACCCACAGACACAAAUGCAGUCCAAAUCCAUCCUGCAAAGCCCCUCUCCUCCAUAAAUCCUCUAGGCCACCUCAGACCAGGCUCAUCUCUCCUUUAAAUUCUGGUGUGUCAUUUCUGUCCUAUUGCUUGUCCUUUAAUAGGAUAGCUUUGGAUUCACGUGCAUACCCCUGGUCUCAACAAUGUGGCUGUGUGCUCUUAAAGAAUAUCAGGGUCAGGAAGAGAGUCCACUGCCCUCUUCAGCAGCCUCAUCCUUCACCUACACACCCAUCUCCCCAAGGGCCCCCAAUUUACUGCGGGCUCCAUCCUUGAAGGGUCCUGACUCUCGGACUCUUUGACAUAGCAGACACAAGGGAAGAAUAAACCAUGUAGACACACUUAGUCCACGUUAUCCUCAGGAAACCAUGAAGAACCAGGUCCUGGUUCCCCAGUUAGAAAACCCUUACACAAGACAUGAUCUCAUAUGUAGCUCUAGCCUAAAUUUCAUGUUAACCACAAUCCCAACCUUACUGACCAUACCUCUAAACCCAACUCCAACCCCAUUCGCAAAGAAAACUCUAAACCAUAGUUUUUCAAAUAAGACUCUGGGAACAACUGUACCCAGACAGAUAAUGCUGGUGGAUGUGAUCCAAAAAUGUUUACAUGGCCAAAUAAGUUUGAGAUAGAAAACUGAUCUGCCCUCUCCCCAGGAGCUGAAUGCCUCCCUCCCCUAGUUGGAUCAUAGCUGCAGGGGCCACUCUGUACCCCUCAACUGUGGAGGUCCUGGAAAACAGCCAACAACUUGUCAUCUAUAUCAGAUCAAUACCACACGUUAUGCAAAAGCGUACCAGUGAAGCACUCCUCUGCACCUAGGCCAUCCCAGAGGUUGUCACAAAGUAGCCAGCUCUGCAUCCAGCCUGGUCUGAGGACUGAGAGGAGCUUGGGUCAAAGCUGCAGGCUCCAAAUCCCCAAACCCAGCUUAGAGUUCAAGUGGGGCAGUGGAGUACAAUGAGCCCAGGCCAGCAGCUGAGGGCAGAGGAAUGGCUCAGAAGACUUGGGGUCCCAGAAAAGGCUCCAGGACCAAGCAGACAGACCUCAAUAUCUCCAGGAUGGAACAUCUCCCUGAGACUGCUCUACCACUGCAGGCUCAAGUUCACAGGCAGUGAUGGAGGAGCUCAGGACUGUUGCCUCAAGUACAGCCAAAGGAAGAUUCCCGCCAAGGUUGUCCGCAGCUACCGGAAGCAGGAACCAAGCUUAGGCUGCUCCAUCCCAGCUAUCCUGUUCUUGCCCCGCAAGCGCUCUCAGGCAGAGCUAUGUGCAGACCCAAAGGAGCUCUGGGUGCAGCAGCUGAUGCAGCAUCUAGACAAGACACCAUCCCCACAGAAACCAGCCCAGGGCUGCAGGAAGGACAGGGGGCCCUCCAAGACUGGCAAGAAGGGAAAGGGCUCCAAAGGCUGCAAGAGGACUGAGCGGUCACAGACCCCUAAAGGGCCAUAGCCCAGUGAGCAGCCUGGAGCCCUGGAGACCCCACCAGCCUCACCAGGGCUUGAAGCCUGAACCCAAGAUGCAAGAAGGAGGCUAUGCUCAGGGGCCCUGGAGCAGCCACCCCAUGCUGGCCUUGCCACACUCUUUCUCCUGCUUUAACCACCCCAUCUGCAUUCCCAGCUCUACCCUGCAUGGCUGAGCUGCCCACAGCAGGCCAGGCCCAGAGAGACCGAGGAGGGAGAGUCUCCCAGGGAGCAUGAGAGGAGGCAGCAGGACUGUCCCCUCGAAGGAGAAUCAUCAGGACCCUGGACCUGAUACAGCUCCCCAGUGCACCCCACCUCUUCCUUGUAAAUAUGAUUUAUAUCUAACUGAAUAAAAAGCUAUUCUGUCUUCCCACCC
This is a messenger RNA of Pongo pygmaeus (Bornean orangutan), 2819 nucleotides long. It is a transcript of the gene CCL21, whose product is annotated as C-C motif chemokine ligand 21. Lineage: Eukaryota; Metazoa; Chordata; Mammalia; Primates; Hominidae. The transcript has 7 exons. Gene Ontology annotation, molecular function: chemokine activity; CCR chemokine receptor binding. The record is from RefSeq and is a predicted model, not a curated record. Gene Ontology annotation, cellular component: extracellular region. The coding region runs from base 1944 to 2432 and encodes 162 amino acids. Gene Ontology annotation, biological process: positive regulation of GTPase activity; chemokine-mediated signaling pathway; inflammatory response.